AUGGCCCGAGGGCGUCCCACAGACUCGCCCGGCGGCAACGAACCGGAGCGGCAAGAAGAUACAGGAGAGUCCGCCAGCUGUGUUCAUGCAGAAGCCACCAAACCGGGAGAAGGGUGGCUUAUAUAUAAUGGCGAAUACCGGUCGUUGAUCUGCGCCUUUCACGGCUAUGCGGUCUGCAGCCUCGAGGGUCACUUGAGGGACCGUCACCCAGACAUCGACCAUCGGGCCCGCAGCGAUAUCAUCCACCGCCAUAAGGGUCUACAGCUGCAAGGGCCGGCAUUGGAGCAGCUCGUCCAGCACGGUGCGUCAAACCCGACCCGGGCCGUCAAGGGUCUCGUCGUUCACCGGGGCUUCGCUUGCACCUGGCCGGGUUGCAGGCACCUCACGCCGAGCUGGAAGUGCCUGCGGGUUCACCUCAACGGCGAGCACAACAUAAAGGGAGCCAAGGCGCAGGCGGGCCUCUGGACCGGCGUCUAUCUGCAAACCUUCUUUACAGGUCCAAAGAGGGCGAUUUACUACUUCUGCGUAAGAAUCUCGACCAGCGGUAACGAUGAUGCUGUCUCGGCAGCAGGAGAUCCUCCGACGCCGGUCGGCAGGGGGAGAAGAGCGACGAUGGCAGACAGGCAGCAGACGCACCCGGAAGAUCAGACGAUGAUCGCCGACAUCACCCAAGGGUGGUCACUGCAGCAGGAGGAGCAGGAGAAGAUGCAGAAGGUCAUGGAGGAGGGGAUCCUGAGGCACGAGACGACGAACUGGCUGAAGAGGACCGGCUGGUCAGCCCACUUCGCCGGGAGGAAUCUGGUGGAUAUCCAAGCCUGCAGCAGGAUGCCCGGCUGUGACGACGACGAGCUGCGACGGAUGGCCACGGCUCUAGAUCGUCUAUUCUUCGACCGCUGCAUCGGCGGGUUAAAGAGCAUGCCCCUGAUGACCCGCCUGCUCCUGGCCAGCCCCCACCCUCACGAUGCCCACAGCCGACCGUUUGGGCCGCUGCAGGAGAAGACCAGCAUGGAUCGCUACCUGGUAUAUGUGAAGCGGUUCUUAUGCUAUUGCCUCAACGUGCUGUCGCUGGAGGAGGAUGCGCUGUUUGCCGAACACGGCUUUCGCUUCACGCCUGCACAGAGGGCCAGCCUCGAGCUGCUCUGGGCGCAUCUGCAGGACGAGGAACAGUCGGGCGAGGGGCUGCAGGAAGAGAUAUUGCAGAUUCUGGCGGACUUCUGGAUGCAGCGGCUCGACGGGGACCCUUUUGCGAGCCCGCUGUGGCACUUCGUCGGGGUGCUGGGAAUCGACGGCGAGACGGGGCAGCUCCGACCUGCCCACCUAUUCACCUACGUGCUUGCGGGACUCGUCUUCACGGGGCGGGCGCUGCUGGGAGAGUGGGCUAUACCCACCCGGGAGCGGGCCGGGAUGACGGACCUCGCGCAACGGUUCGCCCAGGUUCGAGACGCCUGGCUUUGCAAGGCGACAUACUCUCCCAUGGGCUAUACGCUCAGCUUGCUGUUAUACGGAAGGAAGAUCGCGCAGGAGACUGGUAGCCGGCUGAUGGUGUCCUGGAGCAAGGACGGCGAGAUGAUGUACUUCAUGGGCAAGCCGAUCCUGAUGGAGAAGAUUCGUCACAUGGUGGCUAGGAUGACGAAAGACGCCGAGGACCUGCUGUGGGGUCAGUUGAUGUUCAAGGAGGGCGACGACGAGCGUUUCAUCCUUCCUCUGGCCGGCAUUGAGGAUGACCUCACCCAUACAAGACGAGGCCGGUCCUUCAUCCAUACCAACGACCUCGCUGGCAAGGAGGUCGAGAUGCUCGAGGACCUCGUCAUGGGCUCGCGGAAGACAGAGUUCCUAGAUCGAGCGGGCGAGUGGAAGUGGGCGGGCAUCAGGAAGUACCUGAAGCUGGUGAAGAAGUUCGAGGAGUUUCUGCUGCUCCUCUCCCACAUCACCGGCGGCCAGCCCAGCCGAGGGGAAGAGAUCACGGGCCUGCGCCUGGUCAACGGCAUCAACAGGGACCGCAACGUCUUUGUCAUCGACGGCGAUGUUGUGCUCGUCACCCAGUACCACAAGUCUCUGGCCCACUUCGACUCGCCGAAGGUGAUCCCCCGCUUCCUGCCGGAGAGGAUCGGGCAGCUGCUCGUGAUGUACAUGGUCUACAUCCGACCGCUGACGGAUCGCUGGGAGGCGGACAGAUGGGAGCUAUAUGGCAAGAUGGCACCGCCGAGCGACUUCAUCUGGCAUAACGAGACGGGGCCAUGGGAGAGCAGUCGUAUGUCUGGGGCCAUGGGGAAGUGGACCUCCCACUAUAUCGGCCGCAGGAUCACGCUCCAAGACUGGCGCCACAUCGCCAUCGCCAUCAGCAAGAAGCACGCUCGCGACCGGGGGGCCGCUCGGGCAGACUUUGAGGACGGCGACGACGAUGACGAGUCGGAGCAGUACGAGGCGCCGGACGAUCUGGCUGCCUGUCACACCGGCCAGACAGCCGCCAACUACGGUGUCACGAUCGAUGUGCUGAAGCGCUUGACGGCCGAGUCUCUGGACAUAUUCGGGCAGGUGAGCCGUCGUUGGCACAAGUUCCUCGGCUGCGACGCGCAGCAGCAAUCGGCCUUGGAGCCGCCGCCGUCAACUUCGUCCUCGAAGCGCAAGGGUGCGGCCGAGUCUGGCGGCGAGGAGAAGAAGUGCCACCCUCCCCGGAAGCGGGCCAAGAUCGCCUCGCUCGAGAAGCUAAGGGCAGGUAUGACAGCAGCAGUGGGGGACAAGAAGAAGGACGACAUGAUCCUGCGGGCACUCCGGGCUGUCCUGCGUGAUGACGCUGCCCAGUUUCGGUCACCCCAGCAAGAAGAGGCCGUCAGGUUGGCCGCGGCGAAGCAGAGCCCGCUGGUUGCCGUGCUGCCAACGGGCGGCGGGAAGAGCUUGGUCUUCAUGGUCCCGGCUAUGCUGGCAGGUGCAGGCGUGACCAUCGUGGUGGCUCCGUUCGCCGAGUUGAAGAGGCAGCUAGUCACACGCUGCGUCGAUGCCGGCCUAGACUGCAAGUCCUGGCCCGAGGCGCGUGAAUCUUGGCCCAGGGUUACGCUGGUCUCGGCCGAGGCGGCUGUCACCGAUGACUUCCUGCAGUGGGCCGCUGAUCUGAGUGUCAGGGGAAGGCUGGACCGAGUGGUCAUUGACGAGUGCCAUCUGUCAUUCACUGCCGCCGAAACCUACCGCGCGAAGCUCCGGUGCCUCGUUCUCCUGCGGAGCUUGGGGUGUCCCUUCGUAUUCCUCACUGGGACCCUGCCGCCGCUCCGUCAACGCGACUUCGAAGAAGCCAUGCAGCUCCAGGCUCCGCUCUACAUACGGGCUUCGAGCCAUCGGCUGAACGUGCGGUACUCCGUCCUUCGCGUCCGUAACGGACGGGGCGUCAUGGAGCGCGAUGAUAGCGAUGCGCAGUUCCUUGCCCAGCGCGAGCAGGGCUUCCAGGCAUGGGUCAACGGCGAAACACCCUACAUCGUGGCUACCGCGGCUCUAGGCACGGGCCUUGAUGUUGCAGGCAUCGUCCAUGUCAUCCAUCUCGAGGCCCCAUUCAGCAUCAUCGACUACGCCCAGGAGGCGGGGCGGGGCGGGCGAGCUGGGGAGCCCGUCACCGCAGAGAUAGUCGUCGAGGAGAAGGACUGGCCGGUUGAGGACCAUAUCCGCGACAGCUACCUAGACUUGAGCACGCGCGAGGUACGCAGUCUGAUCCGGACACAAGGUUGCCGUCGCCGCCUCCUUGGCCAAUGCUUGGACGGUGACCUACGGGACUGUGGAGAUCUCGAUGCCGUCCGAUGCGAUAAUUGCCGCCGCGAUGAGCUGUUGUGGAAGAGUGAGCUAUCCUCGCAGGGUAUCAUAGCAUCACAUGCCCGCGGCAGGCGCGAUGCCCUCGCUCUAGAACGUUUCGAGGCCGCCUUGGAGGAGAUAGAGGAGCUUGGCAAGAUGGGCUGCCGCAUCUGCUGGAUGUUCGAUGGCGUCAAGGAGGCCGGGCACCAGUGGGGUACCUGUGGUGCCACAGCAGAGAAGGAUCUGUCCUUCUCCAGCUGCAUGAUCUUUCAGGGUCUGGUCAACUACAAGAAGGAUCCACAGGCACGUUUCUUGAGCUGCUUCUACUGUCACGUAUCGCAGGAGCUCUGUCGGGACGGUUACGAGACCAAAGGAGCAUCAUGUCGGUGGAAGCAUGCUGUAGUCCCUAUGGCGUUGGCCGCCGUGACGGAGGCAGAUAUAUGGUCGCAAGUCCAGGAGGCUGCCGGUCGAGACUUCAAAGGUCGGGAUGACUAUGCUGACUGGCUGGGCCGUAAGCAUAGCAAGUUGGUAUGCGGGCGAGAGAUGACCAAUGCUAUGGCCGUCUUUGAUCUAGUGCUCAAGUGGAGACAAACUCAAGAGCUUAGUUAA
Fusarium falciforme is the source of this 4383-nucleotide messenger RNA. RefSeq lists its product as hypothetical. Gene Ontology annotation, biological process: double-strand break repair via homologous recombination. The record is from RefSeq and is a predicted model, not a curated record. Gene Ontology annotation, cellular component: cytoplasm; chromosome. The transcript has 2 exons. Lineage: Eukaryota; Fungi; Ascomycota; Sordariomycetes; Hypocreales; Nectriaceae. The coding region runs from base 1 to 4383 and encodes 1460 amino acids. Gene Ontology annotation, molecular function: ATP binding; nucleic acid binding; 3'-5' DNA helicase activity.